Aphidius gifuensis is the source of this 4317-nucleotide messenger RNA. RefSeq names its product DNA topoisomerase 2-binding protein 1-B (gene mus101). The record is from RefSeq and is a predicted model, not a curated record. NCBI's taxonomy places the organism in Eukaryota, Metazoa, Arthropoda, Insecta, Hymenoptera, Braconidae. Gene Ontology annotation, biological process: mitotic G2 DNA damage checkpoint signaling; DNA replication initiation; mitotic DNA replication checkpoint signaling. The transcript has 3 exons. The coding region runs from base 384 to 4262 and encodes 1292 amino acids.
UAAGUCGAGUUCUGCCGAAUCCCCACUCUUGUCAUUGCCUAAAUCUUCCAAGGACUGCGACAGAGAGAUUGUCUGCACCGUUUGAGGAACCAGCGUUCCACUUAUGGGAAAGCAUAGGCGAUGCGCAAUAUAGUAGUAUUAAAUAUAUGGCUCCAUUCUGUGACCUUCAGUAAAGCAGUAAAAUUCGAGAGAUUACCCUCCUUGUAGACCUCCAUGCCGGUCAUUCGGUCAAUUAACAACCCUACACCCAUUGUAUUAAUUUUUUUGUUAUUUUUUUGUAUACAUAUUACAUAUAGUGGCUGAAAAAUCAUUGAGUGCAAUUGAGUGAAUAUUGCUACCACACAUUGCUUGAUUAACACUAAAGUACUUGUAGUGUAAAGACAAUGGCAAGUCAGUUUAAUGAGUCACAAGAAUCUCUUAACAUUUAUUUUGUUAUACUUGCAAAACAUGGAGAUAAAGAUAACUGUUCGGAAAAUAUGUGCGAAGCUUAUGAGAAAUGCGUAGCCAACGAACUGUCACCGGCUUGGAUUCAUGAAGACGACUGCACUAAACUGACACCAAAAAAAACAGAUAUUUUUGUUUUUCAAGAGUUUGACGGGAAUCUUUUCAACAAAUUAAAAACAACAAAAUGCUUAAUUCUUUUUUUCAGCAGGAUAAUUGGACCAAAAUGUCUUCUUCAUUGUUUUUUGACGAACUCUCCGGUACCUAAAGGUACAUCUCCAGUUUUUACUACUGCCAUGGAAAACAUGGUUAUCGCAGUAUCUGGUUUUACGCCUGAAAAAAAAGAAAAAAUUCAACAAAAAGUAGAGUACAUGGGUGGUAUCUACAUGAAACAACUACGCUCAUGUGUAACACAUCUCAUAACAGAUUCAGUUUCAUCAGCGAAAUAUGAAAAAGCAUCAGAAAAAGGUAUUGAAAUAUUUUCUGAAUCUUGGAUAAAUGCAGUGUGGGAAAAAAACCAAAAUGAAUUUAUAAAAGCAUCGGAUCCGAUAUUCAAUAAUCACAAGAGUCCAGUUUUCAUGAAUUUAGUGGUUACAUCGACAGGUCUUUCCAAACGUCAAAAAGAAGAAGUGAAAAAGUUAAUUAAUGAAAAUGGUGGUGAGUUUUCAGGUCCACUUGAUGGUACUAGAGUAAAAAUUGUGUUGGCAAAAGAAUAUUCUACGAUAAGUGAGAAAAUUAAAUAUGCAAUGCACAAUAGCAUUCCUUGUCUUCGAUAUGAAUGGGUAAAAAAAAGUUUGCAAGCAAAUUAUGCAUUGCCUUAUAGUAGUUUUAUUAUUUCCCCAGGUGAAAAUAAGUCAAAGUCUUCAACACCUGAAAAAAAUUUAAGUUGUCCUUCUUUGAAUUUUUCUACAAUUAGUUGUAUAUCCAAAGACGCACAAAAUGUUAAUUUUAUUGAAGAAACACUGACAAGUACUAUAAAUUCGAUAUCUCCUGCAACUGUUGGUGCUACUGUUUUCACUGCGCCUAUACAGAAAAAAUUAAGUACCCAAACUUGUCAAAAUAAGUUUGACAUUAAUAAAAUUGACAUGUACCAAGUUAAAAACGCAGGACCUUUUUUAGACGGUUGCAACAUUUAUCUGGCUGGGUUUUCUACGAUUUCCAAAGACAAAGUAAAUAAAAUUUUAAAUUUAGGUUCUGCAACACGAUUUGAUGAUAUUUCAGAUGCUCUCACACAUGUUAUAGUUGAAGACAGCAUUAAAGCAAUACAAGAUUUAAAAAGUAUCGAGUCAAAAAACUUGAAUCCAUAUAUAUUGCAUUUAGAUUGGUUGGAGGCCAGUUUAAAACAGAAAAAACCUGCACUAGAAGAUAAUUAUUUAUUUUCCAAUAAAGAUGUCAAUAAAGUAGCACCUCCUUCACCACUGAGUAAAAAAAAUCUUCAAAUGCUGAUCACAGAAAAUAACGGCCAACAAUCACCUUCACCACCAAACUUAAAUGAUACUUCAACAAAAAAAAACACAAAUCAUGAUGAUGAUGAUGAUGAUGAUGAUAACUCUAUCAUGAAACAAUAUCGUCAACCAACUGUUACUGAACGCACUCUUGAUCAUUUAUUACAAUCAAAAAAUACUUCACCAUCAAAACCCAAUAACAAUAAAUCACAAAACAGUGCUAAUUUAGAUGGACAAGAUAUGUCGGAAAUACCAUUUUCUCAAACAUCAGAUUCAGAGAGAAUAUUUGAAGGUAUUACAUUUUUAACAGUUGGUUUGGAAAGUGAAGAGAAUGAAUCAAUUAUUGCAAAUAUAUCUAGUCUUGGUGGAAAAAUUGUAGCGACAAAUUUCUCCGGGGUUCCAGAUUACGGAGUUGUACCUUUGGAAGGUGUAAUUUUAAAACACGCUGUUAAUGAAAUAGUCACAAAUUUGUGGGUCCAUGAUUGUAUAGACAAUGAAAGUUUAGUUUCUAUAGAAUAUUAUCAUAAACCAUUAUCAAUAAAUAGAAAUAUUAAGCCACUCAAAGAUUGUGUGAUCGCUAUUAGCUCUUAUGGCGGAAAGGAACGGGAAUAUUUGUCAGAAUUAGCAGUGGCGCUUGGUGCAACUCAUCAAGAAACAUUUGCACGGAAAACAAAUCCUGAAAAAGGACUUUUUGGUGGAACCCAUCUUAUAUGCACAUCUCCCGAAGGAAAUAAAUAUAGUGCAGCUGUCAAAUGGAAUUUACCGGCUGUAAAUAAAGAUUGGUUGAUAGCAUGUGCUGAGAGACAGCAGUUAGUUGAUGAAAAGUCUUUUUUAAUUGGAGAAACAAUAGCUCCAGAGAGACAAAAUCAAGAUAAUCUUUUAGUUAAACAAAUAGUGCCUUCAUUAACACCAAGUUUUACCAAUCGAGUAGUUAUAACACCUAAGCGGAAUUUACAGGUCAAUUCGCCUUGUUCUGUAAAAUCACUAGAGACUCCAAUUGUUGAUAAGCGCUUGAGUCUUGCUCAAGAUGGUUCACAAAGUUCACCGUUUAAUUUUGCAACUCCUGAAACGCCGUAUGGUCAAGUUUUUAAAGAAAACCCAUCCCCAGAAACUCGAAAAGUAUGCGCUAAAUGGAUUGAAGGAUUUCCUGACAAAACCGAAGAACCACCAAAGAAAAAAAAACGUAUUAUCGAUACACCAUUGACUGAAUUAAAACGUAAAAUUUGGUCAGGAAUGAAAAAACCGAUUACUGAAAGCGAUGAAAAAAAUUUAAAUUCGAGUAUUCUCAAUAUUCAACAAUUUGACAAUGAAAAUAAUUAUUCAGAUUAUUCAAAAAGAUUACAGCACGAUGAAAAAGAUUCCGUAACCGAAAACAAAAACCCAGAAUUGUCGUUACCGAUAAAUCGACAAUUAUCAUUCAAUGAAGAUACAUCAAAAGAAAAUGAUAUUCAACAACAAUUAGAUGAAAUGAACAAACUUCUUCGUGCCAAUUCGAAUAGUUCAACAGAAAGUCGUUUUUCUAUUCAUGAUGGUAAUGGAAAAAUAUAUGAACCUAAACACCGAGAAAACAACAUACAGGCAACUCUACCUGAAAGUGUCGGAUGGGAAGAUCCUCAUCCAGUAUUAUUAAAAUCUACACCGUCAUCUGAUGAUGCUACAACGGAAAUCACUGAUACUAACUUAAUACCACGUAAAAAAAUAGUAAAAUUUAUGCUUUCAGGAAUUAAAGACCGUUCAGGCUAUGAACAAGUAAUAGAAAACUUAGGAGGACAAGUAUCUACCGAUUCAAAUUUUGAUAUAACUGCAACUCAUUUGAUUUGCGUACGACCAGCUAGAAAUGAAAAAAUGUUGGCAAGCAUUGCUGCUGGUAAAUGGAUUCUUCAUUGCUCAUAUUUGCGAGAUAGCGAAACAGCUGGUAAAUUUUUAGAUGAAAACGAUUAUGAAUGGGGAAAUCCCAAAAUGACAGCUGUUGGAACAAAGUUAAUAAAUGACAUAGAGCAUACAUUAGCUAGUGCUGCUCAUCGAUGGCGUGUUAAACGAAAAAAUGGAGGUGGUGGAGCAUUUGAAGGAAUGAUAGCAAUGCUACUUGUAAAUAAAGAUAAACAUGAACAAUUUGAAAGACUUAUACAGGCUGGAGGUGGUUUAGUUGUUGAAGCGAAGCCACCGUACUCCAGUCAAAAAGAUAAAAAAGUCACUCACUGUUUCGUGAGCAAUAAAUUGGAUCAACCAACUGAUUGGGCUAUGCUUGCAAGCAAAGGCAUACUUUGUUUUCAACCACAGUAUUUAAAUUUACAAUUAACAACAAAUGAGCCUAUCAAUCCCCGUGAUCACGUGAUUCAAGAAUUUAAAAAAUACUUAGCUCUAGUACCACAAUAAUAAGAAUACAUUUUUUUAUAUCGUCUUUAUUUACAUAUUUUUUUAAGUAAAUAGA